UAUAUUGAGUGUUUUGUAGCACCUCAUCUAAGAGUCUUAUGCAACAAUUUGGUUUAAGUUAAUUUAAGUUAUAUUAUCAACCAAUAGAAUGGUCUUAAUGCGCUCAGUGGGACGUGUCGCCCUUAAAAGCGAUUUGAUUUCGUGAUUUGACAGGAAAACUAUUAUAACAAUAAACACAGUUAUGCAAACUGUCAAACUUAAUGUGAUAAACAAAUGGAUACAGAAAUAGGCCGUACUUGGUUCUAUCUGUGAACCAGAGCCAUGAAUGAGGAGAACAAAUAUGGCAGCACACACGCCUUACCGAGUAGAGAUGUGCGUCACUACCAGUAAAACUCAGGAAAAAAAAAAAACCUGAUAGACAACUACAGAGGGAGACAGUCGCCUGGAUAGGAGAGACGGUGUGAGGUAAAAGGAAGUUGAGAUUCUGGAAAUGAUAUACAGGAGGGUGGAGUAUAACAGCAGAAAAACAGGAACCCGGUGACUGCAUGUGCCAAAGUACACCUGCACACCUGAGUAAAACCGGCUCCUUUCCCAGAAUACACCAGAGAUUAUUGAGAGCCAGAGAUAAGUGGCCGCUCUGAAACCAAGCAGGGUUUUCGAAUGGAUUCUGGUUCUGUUUGGGACGAUUUCUGGUUCGAGGACUUAACUUGACGUUUUUAAACUCUACAUUUUGGGGAUUGACUGUAAAGAGCCUUCACUUUGGACAUUACAACCCAUAAUCUGGACUCGAGGAGGAGGUAGCAGUUUUUCAGCUUCUUCUCUCCAAUGAAGAUGUGGAACAUGGAUGUUAUGAAACUUCUGCUGCUUUGCUAUGCCUGUCUGCCAGCUGGAAAUGGUCAAGUGUAUUUUGUCUCCAGAAACUUUUACAAUGUCCUUCACUGGGAUCCAGUAAAGCCGGCUUUUCCUGGAGAAAAAGUGCUUUACAGUGUGCAAUACUGGCGUGAUGAUGAAGAACCUUACCAGAAGAAAGCAGAAUGUCAGAACAUCGCUGACUUGUCUUGCAACCUGACGGCAGAAACUCCCUCGCUGCAUGAUGUGCGCUACAAGGCUAAAGUGUUUGUUAACGGCAGCGCCAUUGGCUUCACCACGAGCUUCAUGCCUUUGAGAGACACUGUUCUUGGACCACCCGUUUUGUCGACACACGCCACAAAGUCGGCCUUGCAUGUCAAAGUUGCGCUGCCUAAGGGGCCAAAAGGAGAUUCCGUUGGAGACAUCAUCACAAGCAGUAAAACCGGGUUCUCCAGAGUUACAGUGCUGUAUAUCCUGAAAAUCACCCACCCAGAGUGGGCUGCUCAAGAAAUAAAAAACACAUCUGGACAGUUUGAAAUCAAACUAAAGAACAACAAGACGGUUUAUUGUGGUUAUGUGAUCUACAACAAGAGUCCAGAGAUUGGUCAUGCAAGUCAGAAUGCCACUUUCUGUGUCACUUUGCCAGAGGACCCGGCAGUGGUUUGGCCAUGGCUUCUCCUGAGUGCUGCUGUUGUCUCCGGCGUGGCUAUCAUAUUAGCCGUGUCCAUCUGCAACUAUGUGAAGGGUGGGAAGACAAAGACAAUGCCUCGAACACUGAUCCAUCAUCAACAGAUACACAUCUGUGCACCCCAGAAACUCCCGUACUACCUGGAUAAGAAUCUAAUCAUUUCGGAGGUGGGGGUGGACCGUCCCAGCGACGGCGCCGACAAAGCCAAGCUGCAUGCGUUCUCGCAUGGAGGCUAUUCCCCACAGAGGAUCCUCAGCAACAUCUUCCAGGGCAGUGCAAACUCUUCUGUGGGCCCACAUCUGGUGGAAUCAACCGCCCAGUCAGCUGAAAUCUAUGGCGCAGUCGCCGUCCAGGUUGAAACUGAAGAAAGUGACGACUUUUACCAGGCGAGCAAUAAACCAGUUGCACCUGAAGACUCACUACUGGUGACACCAGGGAGCAGAAAAAGGAGCAGGGAUAAAGGUGGAGCACCGCAGUUCACCGAUUUGGAGACGAGUGUGAACAACCAGCUAGUGUUGAACACCGUACGGAACGACAACGGACAACUCGUACUGUCCUCACUGGAUUUCCAGUUCCAGACCGACUGUGCCGACGCUGGAUCUCUGGUAAACCCAGAGAGGAAACCUCUCCUGCCGUACCUCAUUCAGUGCCCGGAUGGACCUUCUUUGGAAUCCUUGCAGAGCAUAGAGAGCUCAGAGGGGGUGGACUCUGGGUGUGAGAUUAGCUCUGUCAACACACCAACCAGCCUGUACUGUAACACACAUUACGCCCCUUCUCACCACGAUCUUCCAUAUUUCCGAAGAUCCCAGACAACACCGUCCACCAUCUUUGAAUCCAACUACAACAAACAGAACUGGAUGCCUUAAUUCCUUUUUGUACUUGAAGAAUUUUUGUAAGAUUUGUGAUUCAAAUUUGCCUUUUGCUACAUUUCAUUAAAUGUCCGUCUGUGUUGUUUAUAGAAUAUAGAAGGAAGAGGAAGUUGGCGCAAAAAGUGACAAGCACUUUGGAUAAAAUGCAAAAACUGAGCAGAUGAAUGGCGUUGCUGGGUCGAAUGCAUCUUUAACUACUGAAGGUCUUCUUUAACCGCCACAUGUGGAUACAUGUGACAUUUUAGACUUUGUUAUAUUUCAGAUUGUAUUUAUUUAAGUACAUAUGUCAUAGAAAAAAAAAACGGUAUAAGGAUAGUGUCUUGAUUUGCAACAGUAAAGGAAAUGCAAAUGUUUACUUUUACACUUUGAACAGUAAACAAGUUAAGUGUAUUGAAAAAUGUAUGUUUUCUCAGACUUAAAAAAUACUGAAAAUGUGAUUACAAAUGACAGGAAAAACUGUUUACCAGGUUUAAUCAAUGCUUAUAGCACUUUCUAAACAAAGAAACCAGAAAUAUUCAUCAUUAAUGGCCAACAUGUGUGUUUAGUCAGUCUUAUGAUAUACAAAACAAAUGUUUAGGAAUGAGGACUGAGUAUUCCCCAGUAAUUAACAUAUUCCUGUCACUGUGUUAUUAAAGAUUAUUCAGUAUCAGCAAUAUCAAGAGAGAAAAAGCGAAUCAAAUGUCCAUAUUAAAGUCUCACUCCAAUCAUGUUUUGAUCCCAUUGUUCUUUUAAUGAUGAUGCUGCUUUAAAGGAAAAAAAAAGGUUUCUGCUUCUCUGCAGAAACUUAUCAGAAAUUCCCCUGUGUUGUUGGGCAGGACUGUUGGCAAAGAGUAAGCCUGCUCUCAUUUCCCAUCAUCCCUCUUUUUUCAUUUCCUCCCCCUAGCUUACAGCCCCUCACACCCCAAGCUGACAUAACCAAUGCCACAAAACAGGGAAAAAAAUGCUAGAAUUCUCCAGACGUAAAGUUUUGAGGUAAAUUCCAGCUCAGACAAACAAAACAAAGACGUUCAUGGAUCUAUUUGUCCGCAAAUAGAUGCGUCCGAAUGGAACGGAGAAUGGAGCUUUGUAGCUUGCCGUUUGUAAUUUGUACCCAACAACUACAAGCUUUUUCAAACUGGAUUUUCUUGUCUGCUCCUGAUUCACCACAAUAAAGAAAUACUCAAUAAUCUUAAUUUUCAUAAUAUUUGUCCUCAAUCAUCAGAAAAAUGCUACAAAAACACGUUAGGAACGCCAAAAGUGUCAUUGGAGUGGGUCUUUAAAAACUUAUUUUGCUCUUUAGCAGUGGAAAAAGCCAGCGCACAGUAAACGCAUUCAAAGGUGUGGCCAUUUGUUACAUUAUCAGCUGUCUGUGUUUAAUAGCCUGACUACAUGUAGCUAUAAAGUAAUAAUCUGCUGCGCUGAACCUGUACAGUGAGUCAUUUGGAGUUGCUAUGUACAACAGUGGAUCAGUGUGUAUCUAAAGAAAACCUGUAGCAUUCAAACUGGUUUAUGAUCCACGCUACAUAUUCUACCUGAAGAUAAUGGUAGAAAGCUGCAAAAAAAGAACUGUACUUUAAAAGCUGUGAUGAAAAUGCUGUUAUUAAAAAUGUGACGCAUA
Oryzias melastigma (Indian medaka) is the source of this 3943-nucleotide messenger RNA. RefSeq names its product interferon lambda receptor 1 (gene ifnlr1). The transcript has 7 exons. The record is from RefSeq and is a predicted model, not a curated record. Lineage: Eukaryota; Metazoa; Chordata; Actinopteri; Beloniformes; Adrianichthyidae. Gene Ontology annotation, molecular function: protein binding. Bases 766 to 2343 code for a protein of 525 amino acids.